AUGUCCGCUACGAUAGCGCAUACAGAUGGCCUCAACAGCAAUGCCAACAUUAUUUCACCAAUCAACAUGUUCUAUUUCCUGCUCGGUCCUGCCCUAUUGUUGUGGUUUUUUUACUGGCGCCUCUCCCGCCGCCACAUGCUUGAGCUAGCAGAAAAGAUACCUGGACCAAAAGGACUCCCAUUGUUAGGCAACGCACUUGACCUGGUCGGCAGUUCACAUUCCGUUUUCCGCACAAUUAUCGAGAAGGGCAAGGAUUAUAACGAGGUGAUUAAAAUUUGGAUUGGACCGAAGCUAAUCGUCUUCCUAGUGGAUCCGCGCGAUGUAGAAUUGCUUCUCAGCAGUCAUGUCUACAUUGACAAAUCGCCCGAAUACCGCUUCUUCAAGCCCUGGCUGGGUAACGGACUACUCAUCAGCACCGGACAUAAAUGGCGCCAACAUCGCAAACUGAUUGCGCCAACUUUCCACCUGAACGUGCUGAAGAGUUUCAUUGAUUUAUUUAACGAAAAUUCCCGUCUCGUCGUUAAUAAAAUGCUCAACGAAAACGGCAAGGCCUUCGACUGUCAUGACUACAUGAGCGAAUGCACAGUAGAAAUUCUACUAGAAACUGCCAUGGGUGUAUCAAAGAAGACACAGGAUCAAUCUGGUUAUGACUACGCUAUGGCGGUAAUGAAGAUGUGUGACAUUCUACACCUGCGCCAUCGCAAAAUGUGGCUGUACCCGGACCUAUUCUUUAAUCUAACGCAGUACGCAAAGAAACAGGUGAAAUUGCUCGAUACCAUCCAUAGUUUGACGAAGAAGGUUAUUCGCAACAAGAAAGCAGCCUUCGAUAAAGGAACACGAGGCUCUUUGGCUACUACCGAGAUCAAUACAUCUGAGAUUGAGAAACCUAAGAGCGAUAUCGGUAAGACAAAUACAGUAGAAGGCCUGUCGUUUGGUCAAUCUGCUAACCUAAAAGAUGAUUUGGAUGUCGAAGAAAAUGAUGUUGGUGAAAAGAAGCGUCUAGCUUUCCUCGAUCUUUUGCUGGAAAGCGCAGAAAAUGGUGCGCUAAUUUCGGACGAGGAGAUAAAAAAUCAGGUCGAUACAAUCAUGUUCGAAGGUCACGAUACUACGGCAGCCGGUAGUAGUUUCUUCUUGUCGAUGAUGGGAGUACACCAACACAUCCAGGAUAAAGUAAUUCAAGAACUGGACGAUAUUUUUGGUGAUUCGGAUCGUCCGGCUACAUUCCAAGAUACUCUAGAAAUGAAAUACCUCGAACGAUGCCUUAUGGAGACACUGCGUAUGUAUCCUCCGGUACCGAUCAUCGCUCGAUCGCUCAAACAGGAUCUAAAAUUGGCUUCGAGCGAUCUGGUGGUUCCAGCGGGAGCUACCAUCACCGUCGCUACUUUCAAGCUACACCGAUUGGAAUCAAUUUAUCCGAAUCCUGACGUCUUUGAUCCGGACAACUUUCUCCCUGAAAAACAAGCAAAUCGCCAUUAUUACGCAUUUGUGCCAUUUUCCGCAGGUCCAAGAAGUUGCGUUGGACGCAAAUAUGCAAUGCUGAAACUGAAAAUUAUCCUCUCUACCAUUCUCCGCAACUUCCGCGUACACUCUGACCUGAAGGAAGAAGAUUUCAAGUUACAGGCUGAUAUAAUCCUGAAACGGGAGGAAGGCUUCCAAAUUCGCCUUGAGCCACGUCAGCGCAAGUCAAAAUCACUGUAA
Anopheles marshallii is the source of this 1698-nucleotide messenger RNA. It is a transcript of the gene Cyp4g15, whose product is annotated as cytochrome P450 4g15. Bases 1 to 1698 code for a protein of 565 amino acids. NCBI's taxonomy places the organism in Eukaryota, Metazoa, Arthropoda, Insecta, Diptera, Culicidae. The transcript has 5 exons. Gene Ontology annotation, molecular function: heme binding; oxidoreductase activity, acting on paired donors, with incorporation or reduction of molecular oxygen; monooxygenase activity. The record is from RefSeq and is a predicted model, not a curated record.